CAGCAUGGAUGCUUCGUCGAAAUUCUAUAGCUUGCAGCUGCCAGCAAAACCGUUGGCUAAAAUUGCUCCCGGCAGUACUGUGGAUGUGAAGCAAGAUCCUGCCGCUGCGAAAACUUUUUUUGUGCGCAACAAUCGUGUGCUGGUGAUCUACGAACAGACCAAAGGAAGCUGGUCCGAGGUGUACAAGGAUGAGCAUUUCUUUUCGGUAUUUAACGACGAUAUCAACUAUCCCUGGGCCGUGUAUGAAGGUGGUUUGCUGGCAGUACGCAAGACUAAAGGAUUCGUUGUUUACAAAUGGGCGAAUCGUACCCUGAACCAAAUGCUUGUGGCUUCAAAAUAUCACGACGAGUACGGUUAUGGUUUGCAGAACAAUACGAUCGUUUUCGGGAAAAUAUAUCCCUCUAACCAGCAUGUUGGUGUAGUUUCCCGCUUGGACUCGAUCGUCGAAUUCGGUUCCGUCAAACUGAACGAACUGGGCAAACCGGUUCGUUCGUUGAAGAAGCGCCUCAACCUGGAUCCUGUGUGGAUGCAUCCGGCGAGCAGCAUAUCGUUGGUGGAGCGGUAUGACGACAAAAAGCAACAAUCGAUUGCUUUGCGAACCGCAUCCGAGCUAAAGCUGUUUCGUUUUAACGAAAAAUAUGAAUUGAAGGAGACGGCUACUGUAAAUGAUUUUCUUCCGCUCGAUAACGAGUAUGAUAGGAUUUUGUUUGCAAAGUUUGAUAAUGGCAAGAUCAACGAUCUGUUGCUGUUUACGUCUCAAGGCUUGACUAUGUAUCGUCUCGAUGAAGAAUCCGGCCGUUUCCAGAAGGCUUACUACUCGGCGGUAUUUUCCAAAUUACGUGGCUGGACCAAACGCACCAUCGAUACAAUCGCCACAGUAGAUAUCGAUGGUGAUGGUCGUGAUGAGUUGAUUGCCUCUGGACCCAAAGGAUUGUGCGUGUAUCGGUCGGUGUUUACGAAGGAUGGAUUUGAUCUGGUUAACAUUUUCGACGAGAGACUCGAGGAUCGUGCAGUCCGUUACGGAUUACCGAAGGUGACAACCAAGGCAGUGGAGAGCAAUGACCACAACAUUGUUCUCUUUACCGGCGAAAAUUUCCUCGAAGUGCGUACCAAAACGUUCACUCCACAAUCGUUUGAUAUACCGCCUGCUCAGCCGACUGUUGCAAAACCUAAACCGAGCGUCCCAUUGGUAGUGCCGCAGAAGAGGCACAUUGUCUGGUUGCACGAUCAGCUUGAUCUACAUAGUAUGCUCCAACCGUUAAAUGCACACGCGGGAAAAAUGGAGCUGAGUAUUCCUUUAAUUGAGUUACCCAACGCAUUCGGUGUGAGUGUGCGUAAAUUUUUAAAAUACAAAAAUAUUCCGUUCGAAAGCUUUUUUGGACGCGGAUGGUCUUUGCCGCUCGAUUACAUCAGCGUGGAGCGAAAGAACAGUGACUUCCUGCAAGAUCACGACUAUGCGAUACUGAAAAACAACAAUCGGAUUAUCCUUAAACGACAACCAGCCUGGGACUCGGUUAACCAUUGGGCUUUUAUAAUUGAAGGCUACAAGCAGGCUCGUAUAAAAUACUUUCCGAAGGAAGAGCGCUGGGAAUUUACGAUGGAAGAUCGCACAUUCGUAUACGGUACGUGGAACAAUCUGAACAUGAUGCGUCAAGCGAAGGUCUGCUCAACAUGGCCUCUGUGUGGAAGUAGUACGUCAGCAAAGGAUAAAACAAUGCCAUCUCGUUGGUAUUUAGUACAUGAGGAAACUAAAUAUGGCUCGUUUGCAAAUUACUAUUACGACAAGUUUGUAAACGGGAAAGGUGAUCGUUUAGCACGGAUUGAGCUGGAUAGUGGAUCUAGUGUGAGCCUGCAGUAUUCCAAUAACAAUCAAUUGGCAAGCUUCACAGUUAAUACUACCAGUUACGACCAGCAUGUAUCAUUCGAGUACGCAGGAAACUUGCUCAUGCACAUCAAGCAGGAGGAUCGAACUUUGUUCAAGUUCGAAUACAGGGAUGAACGCAUGUCAAAGAUCAUCUAUCCAAACAAGCUCGAAUCAAUGCUAGAGUACAGUGAUAUGGAGCUCGACAGAACACGCUUCGAGGAACUCGUGCCAGUCGAUUUAAAUCCAACGUUGUACUACGGCCCGGAUUACACCGUGAUUUUGGACAAGGAGUACGAGGACGAUCGUUUGGUGAUCAGCUUUCGAAAUCUUCUCGGCGGAACGGAAGGACCGAAGGCAAUCAAGGAGAAGCUACACUUUGGCCAACCGGGUAUAAAAAGCCACACGAUACACGCGCUAGAAGAUAUGCUUGUAGUAGUCCUUCUGUACAGCACCCGGAAGGAGGUAACGGUUCUACAGUUUACCAACAAUGAUUGGGUGGAAAAGGAAUACCAUGCCGAUUUUCCACUGGACGGAACCAUUAGUGUGGGGAAAAAGUUUGUCGUUGUGUACAAUCUGAAGACCGUGCGCGUGUUAGCGGUAAACCUCGAUGGGAAGUUCACCAGUACGGAUAUAAAGCAGUCAGUGCCACCCAAUUUUUUGAUACACACUUUUGCGAAUGGUUUCGUAAUGUAUGCCUCUACCGACAUCACUGUUUGGACGAUGGGGCUUAAGAAUAAAUGGCAAUCAACUUACACUACACCGCCCACGAACCUCUUUAACGACAUCGAAAGAGUGCUGGAUGCGUUCGAGUUGGAAGCUGAGUUCCGUGCUGCUCUGCGGAAAGGCUUCCUAGCGGAUGCCAUCACCGUGUACCAGAAUGCGAUUGUCUUACGUGUGCCGGCGUUGGUAGACAAAACGUUGGAGCUGAAGGUUUACUUCCUGAUACUUAACUUCAAAGGCGCGCCUGAGUUCGUAUCGAGGCAGUCGGUACGGAUUGUCGUUGCCGAUUUUAACACGUACGAGUACGACAUGCCUACUAAAGAUGGUGAUGUCUUCAAGUUGUACUACACACAGGAAAAUCAAAAGUUCAUCCUGAAACUGAAAAGCAUGCGAGGGCCAAUGUAUACAUCACUAAUGGAUCAGCAAAAGCAGUCGUACAAACAGAUCGACGAUAGCAAGGAAAGUGCGGCGAAGAAAACGCAGUACAAGAAGGAGUUGGAUCAAAAAAUUGCUGAAGAGAAGGAAAAUAUCAGCAAAACCGUCAUCAGUAAGGUGCAGUUUGCUAUGGAUCUGUCACAGUUUGGGGUGCUCAUGAACCAGCAUGGCGUUGUGACGGGAAACGUGCAACUGUCCUUCACCGGACAAUCUUGGCAGCAGCAGCCCAUCCGCCCUGAAGCGAUGCGCAUGGAGAUAGUUAAUCAGACGCUUGGGAAUGGUUUUUUGCUAGCAAAGUACGAUUACCAGGACACUUUUAAGGUGUACGAAUUGCCGAACCAUGCGCUCAUUUACGACACCAAGACGAACAAUCCGCAGGAAAUACAGAUUGUCGCUCCGCGAUACAUUCAGGCACAACCUGCAGGCCAACCUUUAAGCAUGUUUUUCUUUGCAACGAAGGAAACGCUUCAGCCGAAGGCGUUCAACGAGACGAUGGUCCGGGCUAGCAAUACUAUCGCGUUGGUGACGGUGCGCCAUGUAAACGAAACAAGUAAGUUUCUCGUCUUCCGACCAGUGGAUUCAUUUCUGCUGAAACAUACGUCUUUAUUUACCAAGCAGUAUGUACGGCUCGAUCAGGAUGAUAUACGUACUUCGAGCUACAUCUACGACAUUAAAGAUGCACACCUUUCCAGUGAAGGUGCCAUGUUUUAUCGUGUGAAGGUUGUUCCUGGUGGUAACAAAGAUCAGUUCGGGUGGUACGAACAGUCAAUCAAUUCUACUACCGGAGAAACGACGAAAAAAUCCUUUGCAUCCGACGGUACCGAUGUUACAGUGCGCGUGAAGCAGAAACGUGAUAAAACCGAGACUCGCGACCUCGAAGGCACGAUAUGGGAUAAAAACCGACAGCAAAAAGUAGUGGACUUGGGUGCACUGAAGUUGGUCGAUGAAGUGGCUUCAUACUAUGGGUUCGAACCUUACGAGCUGAACCAUUAUGGUGUCGAUAAAAAGUGGACGUUUGAUGAAAGGAAUGUACAGACUGAAUGGGGCAACCAUUAUCUGCAACUCCCGCCAGGAUCUACCAUGAAGGCAUCCUUUACGCCACUACAGCCAAAAAAUUUGUGGAUCGUUUCGUUGUGGGCACGCCUUAAGCCGGUGCCUAACGUGGACCAUAAUUUAAAAAUAGUGAAGGUGGAUAUAGUUAAUCUGAAAAAUAACUCCCGUCAAACUUUGCAGGGAGCUGUAGUACAGCAUAUAACUUUAAACUGGUGCUAUGUGGAAAUGACGGUUGAUACCACCAAAUAUGCCGAUGGUUCGAAACUUAGGUUCGACAUUUGUAUAGAACCUUCGGACAAGCGGACAAGCAUCGACAUUGAUCAUGUACGGUUUUCGCCUUUGGAUUUGAAUUUUCUUGCCAACGUCUACACCCCGGUUAAUGCGGAAGUGCGAGCGACUCUCCAUAACAACGGAAAGUUGAAGCAGAAUCUUUACGGACCCAACGGAAGAAGAGUGGCGUUGAUAUCGCAGGAUGGUCAGGUGAUUGAUUUUUCGAUGCAUUCAAAAACUGCGUUUGUGGCUUCGAUUAACGCAAAACAAAGUCUCGUGGAAAUGAAGCCCAAUGUUGGUGUUUAUGAAACAUUCGAUACAGCCCUAUGGAAAUCGAGUGAUAAGGAAUGGUUAAUUAGUUAUGGUGAGUUAAAAUACCAACCUGGAAGUGCUGGAAAGCGAGGAGAUAUUGUACGAGUAUUCGAUCAACCGUUUGAAUCGUUAGCGCUGCGUUUUCUGUAUAAUUACUUCACUGAUAGCACCAAAUUGGAUUUUAGCUGGAAUGGGCAAGAAUUUGCUAUUAUAUGUGCUACAGGGCCUUCCUGCAAUCGAUCACCAAAGGCAGGAGAAGUGCUUAUAUUCAUAACCGAACUACGCAUUUCGAUUUGGGUGGAAGGACAUUUACACAGAGAAGCUUUACUAAAGCCGAAACUGAAUACUGUGAAACAAAACGAAUUUCGCUUACUUCCAACGGGAUCAAUUGAAAUCUCGGAGUUUCUAGCGAUGUACGACUCACGUGUAAAAGUCACGUAUUACAAUCGGAUGGGUCGACCCAAGCAGUUGAUCGUGUACGAGGACCCAAGUACGGUGCGAAUGCGCCAGCUGGUAUACGACGAAAUUGAUCGUCCAAUAAUGCAAACCAAAUGGACCAAGGUAUCGUACAAAUAUAAGGAAUAUUUUGCAUUCAAUGCAAACUUCAUUACACAGGUUCAUGGUACAAGCCAUGUGAUGACCGGUAUGGUUUCGAAAUUAAAUCCAUCCUGUGAAGGCUAUCCAUACUCUCGCACGGUUUAUGCUAAAGAUCCGACGGAGAACAAACAGUACCAGGGACUUCCAGGCAAGGAUUAUACCGUAAUGAGCAAGUAUAAGCGUCGGUAUGCGAUGCGUACGGAGAUAGCGCUACUGGCAAAUAUAUUUCCCGAGGCGGACGGCUUUCGCCAGAAGAUAGUGGAACGUCCGGGUGGUGCUAUUCGGGCCACGGUGGAAGAUAGCCGAGGAAACAAAGUGGCCAAGUACUGGCAUGUGGGUAACUUUGAACAUCGUCUUACCACUUACGAAUAUUCCGUAACCUAUGGACAUUUGAUUCAAGUACUGCCGCCCCAAUAUCAUGCACUCGCAAAAACCACCUCUCGAACCCGACCAUUCCUGACUGGUGCGGACACUCCGGAAGAAACCCAACUCAGAAACCAGUGGAAGGUAUGGUAUUACUACGGGGACGGAAUGCUUAUUGGCAAACGUGUCCCCGACGGUGGUAACUUUGAGUACGUUUACACAAAUUCCGGUAUUUUGCGCUUUUCAAUACAUUACAGCUUGCCGGAUAGGCAGCAGCUGGAUCGUGUUGUUCAUUUCACGUAUGCUUCCAAUGGCAAGGUAAUGCGUGAAGCGUUAGUGAAUUUGACACGCGAGCAAUGUUAUGAGUUGGUAGAGACGAACGAAGUUCCUGCGUCAGAUAAUUCUAUAGACACAUUCUACGGUGAGAUCGAAACAAAUCCGGAUGUACGCUAUAGAUCACAGCAAUCUACCCGCAAGAUUGGGAACACGCAGAUGAUGGAAAGUUUAAUUUACAAUGAGCAGGAAAAGGUGAUCAAAAAAGUGUUUUUUGUUCCGACGAUCAAUGCCACGUUCUCGAUUGAUUACGAGUAUGAGAAUGGGAAGCUGCAUUCCCUGCAAUAUCCAAUGAAUACAACCUCGUCCCCGUUCACACUGAUCUACGAUUAUAACGGAAAUGGUGAAGUGAAGUUUGUGCGCGAAUCUACUAAGCGAGAUCCUAUGUUUGAGUUUACGUACAAUGCAGAUGGCAUGGUGGAGGCGAUGAAAGUACGAACCGACGCGAAGCACACGUUCCAGCGCAACUUUACCUACAACCAGCCGGGAUUUUUGGUGAAACUCGAAGAUGACUACUUGUCCGAAAGCGUUAGUUAUCUGGAAACUGAUUCUUAUGGGCAGGAUUCCUACACCCCCAUCUACGAGGGUCUCAUAUCGAGGACAUUGUUCACUGCUCACUGGAAAAAUUCAACUAGCCCGAUGCGCAACGGUAUCUAUCCGGAAUACUUCAUUAAGCACAACAUCAUGGACCAAAAACGGGCAGCGCUUUGUCACGAAACGUUGCAGCGAGCAGGUUACAUAGAUAAAAGCAAUCUUGUAACGAAAACGUUCUACGGGGAGCAGGAUGACGAUCUACCAUUUGUGUGCGGAAAACGAGCUACACUGAGACAUCUUUCGGGAGUGUUGAGUAGCAAAAGUUUCCCCUACCAGUACGGUCACCGUUAUGACUACGACGAUCAUGAUCAGUUGAUUAAGGCGAAAUAUUUUCAUGGAGUCGAUGAGAUGGCUCUUUCCCCACUGACGCAUCGGAGCUUCUCGAAAGAAAUAAAGAGAAUUGACGAAGCGACAUCCCAAAAAAUUUGGGAUGCGUUGCGCACAAAGUCAUUCCUAACGAUGGAUUGCACCAAUCCUAAUUUAUGUCACGGACGCGAAGGAACGAAAUCCAUUUUUAGCAACUUCAUUCAACAACAUCGUUACAGCCAUCACUUGAAAACGAUGUUAGCGAAGGCAAUAUCGCAACGAAAAGCAUUAAAUGCGAACGAUUUUGAACAGAAAUGUAAGCGAUGGAUCAAAGGAUCGAAUAUGAUAAUGAGGAUGUGCACCGAACUCCAGCAAUCAUUAAGUAGUCAACAAAUUCUUGGCACCAAUGUGAAAAACCCUCUUUCUUCGUUGAAUCCGGAGUUUAUAAAUGCUUUAAAACGAUAUGAGAGCAAUAUACCGGAUAUUGUUGGUGUGCUUACUCACCACUUUGCGACAGCUUUGGGACGUUCGACCGCAGAUGUGCAGUCGUACGAAAUCGAUGCAAACGGGAAUCAUCGGAAGUUUUACACGGGAUUCUCUCGGUAUCGGUUAGAGUACCGUCCAGGAACGAAUCAGAUCACCAAACUGUAUCGCCAACAGUUUGACCGUGUUCAGCGUACGGAAGAACAAUUCAACAUGGUACACGAUAGUGACGGAGCCGUCAUCCAGGCAGAACACAAAGGUAUUAAGCACAUGGAGUACGAUAAGCUGUUGCAUCGGGUCAGUAAAAUAGAGAUGAUGGACGAACGGAAGUUGAUUUAUCAGUACGAUGUGCGCGGAGAGCGUACCUUCAAGCAGGUGCUGGAUAAGGAUGGAAAGGUUAUAAGUGAGAAGUAUUACCUGCGCGAUGCAAAUGGUUUGGUGUUGAUGGACAUGGAUAUGACGUAUCUAGCGAGAAAUCAACCACCCGACGUACGCAUAACGAGUUACAUAUACAAGGAUCAGCAGCUGAUUGGGUUCCUUCGUAAUGAUAAGAUGUACGCAGUGAUCACGGAUCAUGAAGGAUCUGUCCGGUUGGUGGUAAAAGAUGGUGAAGUAGUCGCGGCUUAUGAUUAUCUUCCCUAUGGGCAAUUAUUCCGACGUUUCGGGACCGAUUUCGAUGGGCAGCUUUCGUAUCUGUACACUGGUCAGGAAUGGGAACCGGAAACUGGCUUGUACAACUAUCGCGCACGGCUGUACGAUCCCGACAUUGGAAGGUUUUACCAGAUGGAUCCGAAGGAACAGUACCCGAGCCCGUACGUGUACGCCGGUAAUUCCCCUGUUUCUUUGAUCGAUCCCGAUGGUGAAUUUGCCUUUACGUUGGCCGUGAUUAUUUUGGCCUUGGUUGGAGCUUAUCUUGGUGCGGCUUCUGCCAACAAUUGCUGGAAUCCGCUGAAAUGGGACUGGAGAUCAUCAUCUACCUGGAUAGGAUUGUUAACGGGAGCUGUUACAGGCGCAUCCAUACCGUUCAAUAUGGCCAGUUCGGUGGCGUUUUUCGUUGGCAUGGGAUUAUCAUUAAGCACGUCAAUCGCUAUCAUGGUUGGUACGGGCAUAACCUUUGCCUACUUUAUGAUGGCGGCCAGCAGCGGCACUUGGGACCCAACAAAGUUCGAUUAUUCCAGCCCGGGGACUUGGAAUGCGUUGAUGAAUGGAGUGGCUACAUCGUCGUGGAUUCUGAUGAAUCCUUCGUCACUGAUAAGUUCGUUCGUCUCAAUAACUUCUGUCGCAGCGAAGGCACUCUUUUUCGUAGCCAAACUUACAAUGAGCCUCGGGUUCACAUAUCUGUUUGCCGCUCUUGGACAGGGAGGAGAAUUUGAUAUGACAAAAUGGGAUUUUUCAGAUCCACAACUGUACAUGAGCAUUGUCGAUGGAUUUACUACUGCAACGGUGGGUGUAUUGUUUCUUCGGAACCUGCCCAACCAAAUAAGCAAGUGGUCAGGAAAGGUUAAACGCACGGUCGAUCUUUUUGUGGGUAAUCUUAUCACCUUCCGUGCUCAACUAGCACUGGGGCGUGAUUGGUCCCGAGUUAUCAUGCACACAAGAAGUUUCAUAUACGUAAGUUACCGCAACAUGCAAAGCUUACAAAAAGGUUUCCUGACCAUCGGUUUCUACUCACUGAUUGUAUCCUUACGUUUGUCGGUAAUACCUGACAGCAACAUUCCGGAGUUUACUGCAGCGGAAGCCACCGUUAACGUUCUCUUUAAUACUGAGCAGUUUUCCGAGUUUAUAGUAAAACCUUUAUCUUCGGCCUCGCCACAGUUAAGGCUACCUAGACCAUUAAAAUUUAUUCGUUUUAGGAUUCGUUCGGAGGCUAUUAGCCUAUUAGGCAAUGAAUCGUUACAUUAUUCGAAACAUAUGGAACAUUCAGGUGCCUCAGUGUUGCGAAGUGCAUUUGCCACUUUUAUCCAACAGCCAUUUGAAUGGUUGUUUGGCACGAAGAAAGCUGAAACAUACAGCGAAAAUGGAACGAAAGACUCUUUAGCGUUAUACACACCAAAGCAGAUAUCACGUUCAGGCUACUUUCUGAGGAAUUGCUAUAAGGUUCAAAAUGAGGAGCAUCCUGAAGGCAUGAUAUCUUGCUACGGGCGUAGCAGCAUCGUGACCAUAGUUCCAAAGGUUAGCGAUGCACCAAUGAUUGCCGACAUGGAUCAUUACAACUACUGUUUGCCAUUGACCUACGACGGUCACCCGUCGGUAUCGUGUGAGGGCGAAUGGUCAUCAUUGAUUUACACAGCAAAGGAACCCGUAAGGGUUUUUGAUUUUGUCGAUGGCUGGGUACUACUGGCACAGGUCGCUCCAUCCGCUUAUAGAGAACUGAAGCGUGGAAUUAAGUAUAUCUUCUCACGUCCCAAACGUGACACACAAUCGGCGAGCAAGGAUCGAGCAUCAAAUGAAAGGCAAAUGCUUCAUCAUAAGUUAGAUAAGUUGAAGUAUCAGAUUACCAACCAUAAACAGCUACACUGGGCACGUUGGAUCAUCGAAGAUCUAGCAGAGGAUGUAGAAUCCUACCUUACUGAGGGACAAGGGUCGUUAAGCAUAUUGGACGAUAGAAUAAACGCUCUCGAGGCAGAAAUCAUGGAGGAUAUCAUAAUAGACCGACUGCAAAGUACGUUUAGACCGCAAGCAGCAAACAAAAUGUCGGCUCGAAAUGAUGAUAGUGUUGGCGAUAAAAUGGAUCGUUUACAAUUUUGCCUAACUCCGGAUCAUCAAGCACAAUGCAACCUAUUUCCUUUGGUGGGCGUUAGCGCCAUGAAGAGUAUUGAAUAA
This is a messenger RNA of Anopheles maculipalpis, 10153 nucleotides long. RefSeq lists its product as uncharacterized. Bases 5 to 10153 code for a protein of 3382 amino acids. The transcript has a single exon. The record is from RefSeq and is a predicted model, not a curated record. NCBI's taxonomy places the organism in Eukaryota, Metazoa, Arthropoda, Insecta, Diptera, Culicidae.